GCUACACGGGUGUACGUGCUGCCAGACAUCUGAACAAUUAGCUCUUGUGUGUUACGUUUGUGUAGCUCCGGUAUUUCCUUUAGUGUUGAUGUAAAUAUAUUGACAUUGUUUGCAAUCAAUAAGGUCGAAUACAUGUGAACGUGUCACAAAUCAGGUGUGACACUGGUAUUUUAGAUGACGAAACGUCCGUCAAUAUGAUAAAACAUUUAUAACCAUGACGGACAAUACCAGCGGUGGUCGGGUUUUAUUGCGAGUACUUCACAAGUGGAGACAACUGUUAAUUGUCAUAUUGGUGCCGCUAAUUUUCCUGCCUGUAGUUUUUAUUGGAAGCUCUAAGGUUGCAAGUUGUGCCUAUGGUGUAUUGGUCAUUGGAAUCUUUUGGGUUACGGAGGCGCUCCCCCUGGCGGUAACCUCACUACUACCGGUAUUGAUAUUCCCUAUCCUUGGCGUCAUACCAGUGACACAAAUAUGUGCAAGUUAUUUCAAAGAGACGCUUAUGCUGUUUAUCGGGAGCCUCAUUGUAGCGGUGGCGGUUGAGAAAUGGAACCUGCACAGAAGAAUUGCUCUAAGGGCAUUAACCCUGGUGGGACCGGAACCAAAAAUGUUGAUGUUGGGGAUCAUGCUGCCCUGUUGGUUCCUUUCUAUGUGGAUGAGUAACACCGCCACAACUGCCAUGAUGGUCCCCAUCCUCAACGCCAUAUUGUCUCAGAUCAAAGAAUCAAGAAAGGUGGACGUGAAUGGCGACGGAGCAGAACAUAAAGCAAUGACUGACAAAAAGGAAAGUUCAACAGAAUUACAGACUCUGAAUGCACCGGAAACUGAAAGCGAGUUGAACCAUGUAUCAAAGUCUAGCAAAGCCUGUCGACUUGACAAUGAAGAUGAUGACUUCGUCAAUCUCGCCAAGACGUUUGCUAUGUGUAUAGCGUUUUCUGCAAAUAUAGGAGGGAUUGCUACUCUCACUGGUACUCCUCCCAAUAUUGUCUUCAAGGGUCUGGCAGACGAGCUUUUCGAGGACUAUGGUAUAGAUUCAGGCAUCACGUUCGCUAACUGGUUGGUGGUGGGCUUCCCGCUCUCUGUCAUAUGUCUUGCCUGUUGCUGGCUUUGGCUCCAGGUUUAUUAUGAGGGAAAAGGGUUUUUCCUUUGUAAGAAGAGGAAGAAUUCCUACGACCUAGUGAAAUACCAUCUCCUGAAGGAAUACAAUAGCUUAGGACCUAUGACAUUUGCAGAGGCCAUUGUGCUAAUUGAUUUUGUAAUGCUGGCAGUGCUGUGGGUCACACGGAAUCCACAAAUUGUUCCUGGCUGGGGAGCUUUGUUCCCUGCAAAAUACGUUGGUGAUUCGUGUCCAGCCGUACUGAUGGCUGUUUUGUUGUUUGUGCUUCCUUCCAAACCACCAAGCUUUCGACAGAUCUUCCGAAAAUCUCCUGAUGAAGAAAACGACAUCGAUGCAGAUUCUGAGGACGACAACAGCGACAGUGACGAAUAUAUUCCCCUGCUUGAUUGGGAAACAGUCAACCGGAAACUUGCCUGGGGGGUCAUCAUACUAAUGGGUGGGGGGUUCGCACUCGCGGACGCAUGUAGUGCGUCUGGGUUGUCGGGGUGGGUCAGUGACCAGCUGAUCGUACUAAAUGUGAUGCCACCCUGGGCAAUCGCCCUUGUGCUAGCCUUCAUAAUAGCAGCGGCCACCAACAUCACCAGUAACGCGGCCACAGCUACACUGUUCCUACCCAUCGUCGGUAACCUGGCAAUACAACUUGAGAUAAAUCCUCUAUACUUCAUGAUACCAUGCGCUUUAGCAGCCUCGUUUGCGUUUCUGCUUCCUGUUGGGACCCCGCCGAAUGCGAUCGUCUUCGCCACAGGAUAUCUAAAUAUUAAGGAUAUGCUGAUUGGCGGUUCUGUGAUCAAUAUCAUCAGUAUCCUGUUCGUUUCACUGGCCAUGAACGCCUGGGUCAACCAAUUUUACGGACUGUAUAUUCUACCCGACGCUUUCCGGAAAGACCCGAUACAGAUGACUACUCUUACCUCGAUAAACAGUUCAUAUACCUACAACGCAAGCUGUGUGUGCUAAAAAGGGAGAUAAUAUUGUAAUAUAUAUGCAUCGGUUACUAUAAAAAUGGUUGUAAAAAACAUAUAAGCAAUCUACAAUGCUAACUAAUUGCUAGUUGCAUAAGAUACUGUACCUACAAGGCAAGCUGUGUUUGUUGAAAAGAGAUAAUAUUGUAAUAUAUGUAUCGACUAUUUUAAAUAGGGUUGUUUGAAACCUAUAAGAACUCUUCAACGCCAAAUAAUUGCUAGUUGCAUUAGAUUGGUAUUGCAGUAUUUUAUAUAUAGUUUUUAGCAGUGCAUUGAUAUUUGAUAUAUGUACCUGGUUGUUUAUAUGCGACAAAGGACCGGUAAUACGUAUGUCUAAAAUAUGCUGUUCAAUUUUUAUUGUAAUGAUUGUUUUUGUUUACAUAGGUCAAGGGUAUGUAAGGUUACAUGGGACGGAUCUUUUAGUUUAACAAAGGAGCAAAGUAUAAUGGUGAAAAAAGAGUUUUAUGUUAAAUUCGAUAUGAAUUUCCAUCCCCGUUGACACAAACAGGUUUAAAUUCAGUUCUUGUUCCGCAAUUAAGCAGCAGUUAAAUGAUUAAAUCAUUUUUUAAAGAUAUUUGGAAUAAGGUAAACUGGUUCAUCGUGGUUCAAAGAAUAUGAUAAUAAAUGAUAUCAAAAUUUUACUUUUUACACAAACAAUGUACGUAUUAAACGUGUCGCAA
Molecule: messenger RNA, 2750 nt
Organism: Mizuhopecten yessoensis (Yesso scallop)
Lineage: Eukaryota; Metazoa; Mollusca; Bivalvia; Pectinida; Pectinidae
Product: solute carrier family 13 member 5-like
Exons: 14
Coding region: 215-2065 (616 amino acids)
Biological process (GO): monoatomic anion transmembrane transport
Cellular component (GO): membrane
Molecular function (GO): transmembrane transporter activity
Source: RefSeq, a predicted model, not a curated record